This is a messenger RNA of Scleropages formosus (Asian bonytongue), 3430 nucleotides long. RefSeq names its product zinc finger protein 395a (gene znf395a). NCBI's taxonomy places the organism in Eukaryota, Metazoa, Chordata, Actinopteri, Osteoglossiformes, Osteoglossidae. The transcript has 10 exons. Gene Ontology annotation, molecular function: RNA polymerase II cis-regulatory region sequence-specific DNA binding; DNA-binding transcription factor activity. Gene Ontology annotation, biological process: regulation of transcription by RNA polymerase II. Gene Ontology annotation, cellular component: nucleus. The coding region runs from base 800 to 2191 and encodes 463 amino acids. The record is from RefSeq and is a predicted model, not a curated record.
CGUGUGUACAAUAUUGCUUAACUGUGUCUUAGCGAAGUAAGAGAAAACAUGGACUGACGGACGUGGGUUGUUGAAGUGAAUUAUUGCACAGUUCGCUAAACAAGUCAGUUUGUUCGGUACUUGUACAUCCCUGCAGUUGUGGGUCUUUUUUGGCGCUUUUGUUUGUUACUUAGAGGGGGGCUCGGUAACACACUAACUCCUCUCCUAAUCCUAAUUCCAGUUUGCAUUUUCACUGGGUAUGCCGUAUGGUGGAGGCUCGUAUUUAAAAACAAAUAAUACACUAGGCCCCCGGUAGUUGUGUUUAAAUCAAUGCGGCGUGGCUGUGCUCGUGACACGUUCCUCUCGCCGCGUGCGUCUCCUCUCUUAUUUUAUCUUUUUGCUGCACAUUGACGAAUUCGCACGUGAUAUUUGUGGUGUUGCGAGUAGUUCGGAGAGAAAUGUGUCCGUCGCUCCCAGCCGCGCGGGAGGAGGGGCGGCGUCGUCCGCGUGCUCUACACCCCUCUCGCUCCCUCCUCCACUUCCCCCUCCCUCCCCGUGACGUGUACUGGACCGGGGCGCUCGCGACACUCCCCUUUAACGUUUAAAAGGGUUUCUCUUGAAGACUUUCUUCGCUUUCGGUAAAACGGCGCUACGGUACUAAAAGUGAGGCAUCUUUAGCGGUUAAGGACACGGACUUGUGAACGAGAUUGUUGGUCUCAGUCCCGGAUGCUCCAUUCGAUCAGCUGUCUAUCCUCUCACGGUGGAUGGUGAAGCCCAGCAAGGCGUGUGCACUUCAGUACGAUAGAGCUACAGGCCGGAUAUGGCGACAGUGCUGCCAAAGACUCGACUGGGGAAGCGCUCUCCGAUGGGAGCGCUGGUGAUGGCCCCCUGUCCCACCACGGAUGUGCUGUUAGAUGCUCGGGCCCACGGCCCUGAGGUGGAUGAGGUGUGUGCAGGUCCUGGGGUCCAGGCUGGAUUCCAGCCUUGCAGCCGGGUCAAGCUUUACCCAGGGCAAAAGGUGUAUCUGAGCGCCGGCGGACGGGAGGUUGCUGGAGUUGUGGAGCAGCACAACCAUGUGGACAAUGAGGUGUCUGUUUUCCUGCCGCUGCUGGAGCAGCACGUCCUGCGCAAGCUGGAGGACGUGUGGACUACACCCACAGCCGCCCACACCCUGGCCCCCAGCCUGUCCCGCGCAGUGUCUUCCAGCAUCGACGUGCCAAAAAGCUACAAGAGCCCUGAGUCAGUGGAGAUGGAUGAGAUGAUGGCCGCCAUGGUACUGACCAGCUUGUCAUGCAGUCCGGUGGUUCAGAGCCCCACUCCACGGGAACUGGCCCCAGCCUCGUGUGGGAUGGAGAGCGCUGGGGGGGAGCUCUCGGACAGCGGCAGCAGUGGUUGCUGGAGCUGGGAUCGAGGGAACAGUAGCCCCGCUCCUUCCCCGCCCAUUGCCGAGGCAGAUGGUGGCCACGCCCCUUCCGCCGAUGAGGGCUUGGAUAUGGAGCUGGACCAGGUGCUGUUCGAUGAGCCAGCUCCCCGGAAGCGGAAAAAUUCAGUCAAGGUGGGCUAUCGGUGUUUGUGGCCCAGCUGUGGCAAGGUGCUCACCUCUGUGGUUGGCAUCAAAAGGCACAUUCGCACCCUGCACUUAGGACAGAGCAGCGAACCCGAGCGCUCCCGGAGAGAGGAGGAUUUCUACUACUCUGAGAUCCACCGGCAGGUGGAUCCCACUCCUCCAGUGGUCUUGCCCUCGGCCCCCUCGUCCUCCUGUGUCUCUCCCUCCAGCCCUGUGCAGCCCUGCAUCCUGGACACCUCUGGUGCCGCGGCGCCGCAGGUGGGCCUUCUCAGCCAAUCGGCCCCCAGCUGCUUCUGGCAGGUUCGAUCUGAGCACUCCUACCAGGCCUGCCCUCCUGUCCAGGUAAUGGCGGCUCCUGUCCCAUCGAGCUCCUGCCACUGGACCCCUCCAGUUGCCGUCCUCCACACAACACAGGCCACACCCUUCCGCAGCCGCUCUGUCAGUGUGGGUGAGCAGUGGCUGCAGCAACACAGCGCCCCGAUCAGGCCACAUGUGACGAGCGCGUCCCCUCCUCGUGGGCACUGUGCCUCCAGGAAAACGCGAGGUGAAGCCAAGAAGUGCCGGAAGGUGUAUGGGAUUGAGCACCGGGACCAGUGGUGCACUGCCUGCCGCUGGAAGAAGGCCUGUCAGCGCUUCCUGGACUGAACAAUUGAAGUCGAGUGGACCGACAGCAGCACCUCUGAGACUAAAGACUGACAUGAGGCUUGGAAUGACCAUGUUUGGGGGUUUUUUUUCUUUUUAUACUUUUUGUACUUUUAAUUACUUUGCUGAAGUGGGUAAUCUUUCAUAUAUGGACCUGAGAUGUUUUGUACAGUGCCGGCAGUCCCUCUGUCUACUUGGUGUCUUCCUGCCCCCCACUGCCACAAACCGCCCAGGUUUUGAUGUCUGGGAGCGGUGCUCUGUGUGUCACCAUGAGCACUUUGUAGGUAUCGAGCCAAACUUGUGCAGGCAGCAUCCGGCAAUGCCAUGUGCAUAAAGUGACAUGAGUGUUUCCUUAACCAAACACUGACUCUCAUUUUUACCAGGGGCUUACAUGUUAAAAACAUAGAAGAGCCCAAAGAUCUAAAAAAGAACUACAGGUACAGAGAGAGGACUGGAUAAACAUCAAAACUGCACUUGAUCGUCUUUGUAUUCAUUUAGCCAUUUUACUUGUACUGGUUUCUAACUUUGUUUGUUGUAUUUGGAUGUAAAAGAGAUGCAGAUUUGUGAGUGCAAAAUCUUUUUUUUUUUUUUUUUUUUUUUAUAUCCUUCCCAGUUUUCCAAAUCACUCAGUGAUUUUGUGGGUUGAUUGUUAAAUGAUCGUGGCAGCAGAAGUCAAAGACAGUAUUUCUUAGAUCAAGCUGGUGCAGAAGUCACUCCAGUCUUCCUCCCAGUAUUACAGCUUUAUCAUAAUUUGAAAGAAAUGGGGAAAAAUUUUUGGAAAACUUCUCAGAAGUUAACUUCAUAGGCAGUUUCAAGCUUCUAAUGAAAAAUUUAGAACCUUCAGAAAAGUUCUCAUGAGUAACUUUUAAGUUAAACCUUAAAUGUAGCGUGAAUAUCAGAAAAGGGUAAGUGACACUUGCUCAUCACAAUGUUUUGGUAAGUUAUAAGUAAAUAAGUAGUUCUAUGGUGCUAAAAAGUCAUCUCUAUAGUCAACGAACGGGGUCCUGAAUGACUCGCUAAUUAACUCUGACAUGUUGAUGUAAAACAUGAGACGGACUAUAUUAAUUUCUUCGGCCUGAAACGGCAUAUCUGGUGAAUUGCUGACCGAUCGGCUCUAGUGUCUAGUUUUCUCUUGGGUUUUUUCUUUUCUUUUCUCUGUGAUUGAGAUUGGUAGUUUGCUGACUUUAAGUCAAAGUCAAGCCCAUGGCGUUAGCUGCUCCACACGAACAUCCGUAUGAAGAA